Molecule: messenger RNA, 950 nt
Organism: Aspergillus campestris IBT 28561
Lineage: Eukaryota; Fungi; Ascomycota; Eurotiomycetes; Eurotiales; Aspergillaceae
Product: RNA-binding domain-containing protein
Exons: 4
Coding region: 206-910 (234 amino acids)
Cellular component (GO): mRNA cleavage and polyadenylation specificity factor complex
Molecular function (GO): mRNA binding
Source: RefSeq, a predicted model, not a curated record
CUUGCUUCUGCUUUCUGCUGUUGGCGUACAUUUCAUAUUCUUUGUUGCUUGACUGCCUGUUGAAAGGGCGUAACUGACUGCAACCAUACGAGCCUUACUCCCACCUUUUCCCCCGCGUUCUGUCCAAUUCUGGUCAAACACUCCGCCGCGCUCUUUUCUCCUGCUCAACAACUAGCUGUGAAUAUCUGUCGGAUUAUCUGGCAAGAUGGCUCCUGAAAGAGCUGGGAAGAGCGUGUUCCUCGGGAAUAUUCCGUACAAUCUCACCGAGGAACAGGUCAAAGAUAUCCUGAGCUCUGCCGGCACGGUCACCAAAUUUCGCUUGAUGAUGAACCCCGAUACUGGAAAGCCCAAAAGGAUAUGGAUUUGCCGACUUUGCCGAUGCGACGCGGCGGCCUCCGCAGUGCGCAAUUUGAACGAUUACGAGAUCAUGGGCCGCAAAAUACGCGUGGAUUGGCCGCACAACAACGAGAAGGACUCUCUCCAGGGCCAAGACGGUCAAUCAGGCGCGCAGCAGCAAUCUGCGCCGCUGCCUCCCCUGCCACCCGGCGUGGAAUUGCCCCCGCAUCUGGACUGCCCGAACGCCAUCUCCCAAACACUCUCCUCGCUCGCCCCCAACCAGCUUCUCGAUGUCCUCUCCCAGAUGAAGUCCCUGUCGAUGGCGGACCCGGUUCGAGCCGCAGAGCUUCUGCGCCAGGCGCCUCAACUAUCAUACGCGAUGUUCCAGGCUAUGCUCCUAAUGAACCUCGUCGACUACAGCACGCUCGGCUCAGUGGUGGAACAAGCGGCGCAACCAGCAGCGGCAGCCCCUCCUCCGGCUGCGCAGCCCUUCCAGCCCUUCUCGGCCGUUCCGGGCCAGCGGAGUCAGAUCAUGGUGCUGCGGCAGCAGCUGAUGCAGGGUGCCAUGCGAUAGUAAUGUCGAUUUGAUGAUAUGAUUGCGAUGUCGGUACGGG